AUGUCUUCAGUACCUCGAUUUCCUUUUGCUCGUCCCCAAGCUUGGGAUCCUCCUGUGGAGUAUGCGAACUUGAGAGCUACCAACCCAAUAUCAAGAGUUGAGCUAUGGGAUGGAAGUCACCCCUGGUUGGUGGUGAAGCACAAGGAUGUCAUAUCCGUUUUGACGGACAACAGAUUGAGCAAACAACGUAAUCGACCUGGAUUCCCUGAAAUGAGUGCUGGAGGAAAAUUGGCGGCAAAGAAUAAACCCACAUUUGUGGACAUGGAUCCGCCUGAUCACAUGCAACAAAGGAGUAUGGUUGAACCUCUGUUCGAUGCCGCAGCGGUUGAGAAACUUCGACCACAUAUUCAGAAGACAGCGGAUACAUUGCUGGACAAGAUGAUUGCAGAGGGCUGCGAGAAGCCAGUCGAUCUUGUUGAGAAGUUUGCACUUCCUCUUCCAUCCUAUAUCAUCUACGGAAUCUUAGGUGUUCCACUUGAAGAUCUAGAGUUCUUGACACAACAGAAUGCCAUCCGCAGCAACGGAAGUGGAACAGCCAGUGAGGCCUCAAACGCUGCAAAUACCCUUCUUGAAUACAUUGGACAGCUCGUACAGAAACGUCUACAGGAACCUAAAGAUGACCUGAUCAGCAAGCUCGUCGUUGAGCAAGUCAAACUGGGCCAUAUUAACGAGUCAGACGCAAUACAAAUUGCUUUCCUCAUGCUCGUCGCUGGCAAUGCUACGAUGGUGAACAUGAUCAAUCUAGGAGUCGUGUCGCUUCUCCAAAACCCAGACCAACUCGCCAAACUGAUAGCUGACCCUACUCUGACAUCUCCAUUUGUCUCAGAACUCUGUCGGUAUCAUGUUGGAUCUGCCAUGGCAACACGACGCGUUGCCAAGGUCGACAUCGAACUUGGUGGCCACCAGAUCAAGGCCGGAGAGGGAAUCAUCGCAGCUACUCAAUCCGCAAGUCGAGAUGAGGACGUCUUCAGCGACCCAGAAGUCUUUGAUAUACUACGCUUUGUCCCUAAAGAGAAGGGCGGUCGUGGUGAGGAUUGGUUCCAAGGCAUGGGUUUCGGCUGGGGGGAACAUCGCUGUGUAGCUGAAUCACUAGCAAGAGGUGAACUAGAAGUCGUCUUCUCAACACUCUUCCAAAGAUUACCCAACCUGCAAUUAACGGUCCCUUUCGAAAAGAUCAGCUGGUCUCCUCCAACUAAGGAUGUGGGUAUCACCGAACUUCCCGUUACCUGGUAG
Aaosphaeria arxii CBS 175.79 is the source of this 1233-nucleotide messenger RNA. Its product is annotated as cytochrome P450. Bases 1 to 1233 code for a protein of 410 amino acids. Gene Ontology annotation, molecular function: oxidoreductase activity, acting on paired donors, with incorporation or reduction of molecular oxygen; monooxygenase activity; heme binding. The record is from RefSeq and is a predicted model, not a curated record. The transcript is spliced from 7 exons. Lineage: Eukaryota; Fungi; Ascomycota; Dothideomycetes; Pleosporales.